AUGGAGGGGCUGGGGGAGACCUUGAGGACAGAGCCGCGCGAGGGAGCCCCCAUCCUCACCUCCCGUCCUCCAGCCCACCCACCCCCAGGAGCACCACUUCCCCACCCCCACCCUCAGGUCCCGCCCCCCUCUCCGUCCCCAACGCCUGACCCCACGGUUGCAGGCGGUUCCACCGGGAGAGCACGCGGGGGGCUCCUUAGAGCACCACGUGGAGCAGCCAGGGCUCUGGUCUUCCUAGAGGAGCCAUGCUCCCCGACUCCUACCAACACCCAGCCACCCCCUACCGGCCCACUACCCCCUCCUCCACCAGGCCCCCCCCCCACCCGGCAGCCUGAGACCCACCCGCAAGGGCUUGCGCCCCAGGCUCAUGGGAGCGGCGGCACCCGGGUAGAGGGGCCCACAGGAGAGGCCACCACAGGGCCCACACAAAUCUCUCUCCCCCCACCGUUUGUACCUCGCUCUAAACCUCCACACUGGCCCAGCCCCCUCGACCCCCACCUCCAACCCCCUCUCCCGGCCGGGUUCCCACGAGUGGCCCCGUUGGGCAUGCCAUCACCCCCCACACACAGCUUGCCCGAUCUGUUCCCACGGAGGGGGAUUGUUUCGAGGAGAGAGGGGAUGCAACAGAGCACCCCACCGCCUGGCGAACCACCCAUCCUCCCUCCACCCACCCCUUUGGCCCCACAGCCCCCCCUUCCUUCCACAAACAGGCGCGGACAACCAGGUUGGCCGCCGGCGGAAGAACAGGGGCAGAGGGUCAGCCCACGUGGCGGCGGCCUCGAUCGCUACUGGGAGGGAGGCCGUCGGGUUGAGGGAUGCGCCAUGGCAGACGCCACCGACUCCCCCUCCCAUCCCUCCCACCCCUUCCAUGUCGACGACCCCCUACCGCAACCCAUGGUGAUUGGGGAGGGCCAAGGGGGCCUUCUAGGGCAGGGUCCACACCCGAGCUCCGCUCAGCCAGCACGCCCCACUCCCACCCUCUACCCUGCCAGCCCUCCUACUCUCACCUACAGGCAGGCAGGUCUUCGAGACCCCAGAGGAGGACCGGACCCGGACGUAUGCGGAGGUCACCCGGUCUGUCCCUUCUUUAUCCCCCCCGCCACUCAGCCAGGCGCGUCACUCCCGACCCCAAUGGAGACGGACCGGGUUCUGAGGCCGUGUCACUCGCACCUAGACGGGGUGGCGCCUCCCCCCGUUCAGCCCGUGGCGCAGGAGGUCACCAGCAGUAGGGAUGAGGCAUCCGCCCCUACCGAGACCCCUCCGCCUGGGGUAGCAGAGCCGUCACUUGAACCGCACCCCGCCGAGGGGCAGGAGCACACCACGGCACACACUUCAGGCUCACCUCCACGUCCCCCCUCCCCAGCUUCACACCGUCGUCUCCUCCCCUCAUCCCAGGCGAUCCUCUCGGAGCUCAGGCCGCCCACGGGUCCCCUCUACAGCCAGACCCGGAGGCUGCUGGCCCUACCUUCCUCCUCGCUGCAGCGCCGACUCUUUUCCUUGUCCAGCGACGCCACCCGACCGCUCGCACACACGGCUGCCAUUGCAACGCGCAUCUCUCGCUUUGGUCGAGGUGAGUGGGCUGAGCUAGUCUCAGAUGCACUAGGCCGUCGCACACCCCUUCCUCGCCGCACAGGUCACCGGUCACGCACCGCCACCGAUCCCUCUGCAGCAGAUGAGCGCCGCAUUGCACGUUGCCUUCGUCUGGCAGCGUGCAAUGAGACCUCACGGGCGUGCGCGGCUCUCGAGUCCGCGGAGGCAGCCCCAGAUACACAGGGGACGAUACAGCGCCUGCAGUCGAAGCACCCCAACGCGGAGAGGCCGACCCCAGCUUGGCUGUCUGGCUUCCAGGGGUCCCCUCUCGUGCUCUCGAUGGCGAGGGUCUUCUUGGCGUCACAGCAGUUUGGGGUGGGGGUUACGUGCGGGACAGAGGUCGUAGUUAGAGGCGUCCGCCGCGCUCUGGCUGACCACCCAGACUGGGUGGUCCUGCAGCUAGACGUGGCGAAUGCCUUUAACUCUUUCCACCGAGACAGGAUGUUUCAGGCGCUGCAGGCCAGCCCGGAGUUUCAGUGUCUGAUCCCCUUCAUCGGCCUCUUCUACGGGACGCCCUCGGAUCUCCACUACAGGUCAGGCACGGGAGUGGUCACGAUGCACUCGGAGCGGGGCACUCGCCAGGGAGACCCUCUCAGCCCCUUCUUGUACGCUCUGACACAGCGUCUUGCUUUGGAGCCGGUUCUGGCGGAGGGGGAUGUCCAGCUCUGGUCGUACGCCGAUGACACGUACGUGCUAGAGCUUCGCUUCAGGAGCGAGCCGUCUUCUGGAGGCGCAUGCCUUGGAGGCCGUGCGUGCCCGUCACACCUCUCCCUUGCACCUUGCCCGUUUGACUUCCCUUCAGGGCGGAGUGCAGGGGCGUGGUUGACGUCGGUGCCGUACGCCGACCCACUGCGCAUCCCGGAGGCGCUGUGGCAGGCGGCUUCAUCUUCUCGUCUUGGUCUCCCUAUCCCCCAGUUAGCCCUUGCAGGUCAGUGCUCCUGCGGACAGGCGAUUGACGACAUGACGGUGCCUCAUCACGCGGUUCGGUGCCCGCGUUACGGGGUCGCCACUACCAUCCACGACACGGUGAAGUACAUGCUUCGAGACUUUGCGGUCGAGGCGGGCUUCGCGGUAAAGGUGGAGGACUCUACGCUGUUCACACAGUUGGAGGCGGCUCGAGCGAGACUACUGGGACAGCCAGUGGUGGAGAGGGGACACGGGCUGAGGGACCGGGGGAGCGGAGAGGCGAGGCGGGACAGCCGGGUGGCGGGGGACAGUGGGGACGGCACCAGCUGCGGGGUCAGGUGGAGCGAGGGACAGGUGGGCAGAGGGGACGGCAGGGGGAGCAGACGGGCCAGGACGGGGAGGGGGGACGGCACAGGCAGCAGCAGGAGAGCCAGUGGAGGCCGCGGCCCAGGGCGCCGCGCCUCCAGCGGAUCCACAGCGGGAGGGGAACGUGCAGCUGAGACGGCGCGACCCCCACACAGAUUGGAGUGGCAGCAGCUAGGCGGGUGCAGGAGAAGCUGCGUCACUGGGGGCCGCACUUAG
Messenger RNA from Closterium sp. NIES-65, 3078 nucleotides. The record is from the annotation of a GenBank genome assembly. Lineage: Eukaryota; Viridiplantae; Streptophyta; Zygnematophyceae; Desmidiales; Closteriaceae.